Messenger RNA from Nerophis lumbriciformis (worm pipefish), 4101 nucleotides. RefSeq names its product epithelial cell transforming 2 (gene ect2). Gene Ontology annotation, molecular function: GTPase activator activity; guanyl-nucleotide exchange factor activity. Gene Ontology annotation, cellular component: cell cortex; nucleus. Gene Ontology annotation, biological process: mitotic cytokinesis; intracellular signal transduction; nervous system development. NCBI's taxonomy places the organism in Eukaryota, Metazoa, Chordata, Actinopteri, Syngnathiformes, Syngnathidae. The record is from RefSeq and is a predicted model, not a curated record.
AGCGCUCGGCACUAACGUUUCCGUGCUUUUUUGAAACGGAAUGGCACGGCGGCUUGACUCUUGAAGACGUCGUGUUAACUGUCAACAAACUUACCGCGCCGCACGUCAACGUGUAUUAAUAUAGACUCGUGAAUUGCGGUGGAAUUGGGGCUUUUUCGGGGAUUUUAAGUUAUUAAAUGUUUAGGAAAGUACGCUCGGUCGCGAGGUUUAAGGUGUUCGCGAGACAGCUAACUUGGCUCAGCAGCUAAGCUAGCUAGACAGUUAACUAAGCUAGCUGGUUAAAGUGUCUCAACAGACAGCUUUGCGUCUGACAACAUUAUUUAUAACCAUUGAUCACCAUCACCGAUUGGACAACGUGGUUCCUCCUGGUGGUUUGUCAUGGCUGACACCAGCAUUGUGACGUUAGGGGCAGCUCGGAGUCUGCUGGUGGAUUCAUCAGUGUAUGAUUCAAGGAUGGGUGAAACCACGAAGGACCACUUAUUCCUUGGAGUAGCUUGUGACGAUGGUGAAGAUUUACUUCCAAAAGUCGAGACAAGAGUUGUUCUCGUGGGACAAGCGGGUAAAAAUGCUGAUGUGGUCAAAGCCCUGCAGGCCAUACGAGUAAUGGAGGUACCUGUGGUAAAGUUAAGAGGCGGCGAGUCGUGUGCAGAAGACAAAACCAUUAUAAAGUCAAUAGUCAAUAUGGACAUCACGACUCCAUACAUAAUAGUGGACAACAUCCAAGAGUUUAAGGAUGAAGACAACAUGGAAUUUGAGACCGUGUUUGUGCUCGCUGACUUCGACUGUCCAGAUUUCAGUAACCUGUACAAACAGGACAACAGGAUCGUUGGUCCUCCGGUUGUACUGCGCUGUGCUUUAAAGGAUGAGCCUAUCCCAUUUUCGUGUCGCCCUCUGUAUUCAACCACCAUGCUGAACCUAUCGCUGUGUUUCACUGGCUUUAGGAACAAAGAACAAAUGAAAAAGUUGGUUGGUCUGGUUCAUCACAUGGGAGGCAUCAUCCGGAAAGACUUUAGUACUAAGGUCACACACCUCAUCGCCUACUCCACCCACGGGGAGAAAUACAGGCUUGCUGUGUGUAUGGGGACGCCCAUCCUCACUCCAUCGUGGAUAUACAAAUCUUGGGAGAGAAGAAAUGAUGAGUCCUUCUUUGCGGCAGAGGAGGGGUUCCGAACAGAAUUCAAAGUUCCUCCGUUCCAAGACUGCAUGCUGAGUUUCUGGGGUUUCUCAGAUGAAGACCGAGCCAAUAUGGAAGAGAGGACUCUUAAACAUGGUGGCAACUAUCAAAAGGUUGAAAGUGAAAGUUGCACACACAUGGUUGUGGAAGAAAAUUCCGUGAAGGAGCUGCCAUUUUGUCCCUUCAAGAAAGUCUUUGUGGUCAAACAAGAGUGGUUUUGGGGAAGCAUUCAGAUGGAUGCUCGGGCUGGAGAGUCCAUGUAUCUUUAUGAAAAGAAUGACAGCCCAGCCAUGAAGAAAGCUGUGUCCCUCAUAUCCAUUUCCACCCCCAAUAGUAACCGCAAGCGUCGCCGUUUGAGGGACACACUUGCUCAGCUCACCAAGGAAACAGAGAUUUCCCCCUUCCCUCCACCACGUAAAAGGCCAUCAGCAGAACAUUCCCUGUCUAUGGGUUCCUUGCUGGACAUCUCAAACACCCCUGAGACAUGUAAAGCCUUGGCCAGUAUCAGUAUCGAGAGUACGAGGUCAUCAAAAUCUGCAGUCUUGCCCAAGCAGUCAGCACGGUGGCAAGUUUCCAAAGAGCUCUAUCAAACUGAAAGCAACUAUGUAGACAUUCUCAACACCAUUCUCAAGCUGUUCAAGCUUCCACUAGAAAAAGAAGGUCAGGUGGGUGGACCCAUCCUGGCUCCAGAAGAAAUCAAGACAAUAUUUGGCAGCAUCCCUGAAAUUUACGAGGUUCACACCAGAAUAAAGAAUGACCUGGAGGAGGUGCUGAGAGAUUGGUCGGAAGACAAGAGUAUAGGAGACAUUGUCCUCCAAUAUUCCAAAGAGCUGGUGAAGGCCUACCCGCCCUUUGUCAACUUUUUUGAGAUGAGCAAAGAUACUAUUGUCCGUUGUGAAAAACAAAAGCCACGCUUCCAUGCCUUUCUCAAGAUCAACCAGGCCAAGCCAGAAUGUGGAAGGCAGUCACUCGUAGAGCUGCUCAUCAGACCAGUACAGAGACUUCCUAGUGUGGCUCUGCUUCUAAAUGACAUAAAGAAGCACACGUCAGAUGACAACCCAGAUAAACGGACACUGGAUAAAGCGAUUGAGUCGCUGAAAGAAGUAAUGACUCACAUCAAUGAAGACAAGAGGAAGACUGAUGGUCAGAAGCAGAUCUUCGAUGUGGUUUAUGAAGUUGACGGUUGUCCCGCCAAUUUGCUGUCAUCUCACCGCAGUCUGGUUUACAGAGUAGAAACAGUCACUUUGGGAGACCAACCAUGUGACCGUGGUGAACAUGUCACACUCUUCCUCUUCACUGACUGCCUUGAGAUUGCUAGGAAGCGACACAAAGUCAUCAAUACUUUUAAGAGUCCACUGGGACAAACAAGACCUCCACCUCCCCUAAAGCACAUCACUUUGAUGCCGCUUUCACAAAUCCGAAGAGUUCUGGACCUGCAGGACACAGAGGAAUGUGUGAACGCAUUUGCUUUAGUUGUUCGCCCGCCGACUGAACAGGAGAACAUGUUGUUCAGCUUCCAGUUGGUUGGAGAGGACACUGUGAAAAGUGCCUGGCUUCUAACACUUUGCCGCCAUGUCGCCAACACCAUCUGCCGGGCUGAUGCGGGUGACUUGAUUAAAAACACAGACCCAGAUUCAUUACAGGUCAAUACCAAAGAUAUGGACAGCACCCUGAGCAAAGCCUCAAGAGCCAUCAAGAAAACCUCCAAAAAGGUGACGCGGGCAUUUUCUUUCACAAAGACUCCAAAGCGUGCGAUCCAGAGGGCGUUCAUGUCCAGCACUACCCCGGAUGAGAAAAACCCGCGUCUGACUUCUGAAAAUCGCAGCAGUUCUACUCUGACUAUGUCUCGGUCUGCCUCCACGUUCACUUUGAGCGACUGUUCCAAAAGCAGCACCUCAGUGCAACGCUCUAAUUCUCUGGACCACCCUCCUGCUAGUGGCAGACUUCCUGUCUGUGUUCGUAGCCCUUGCAGCUCAGCAAACAAUAGUACUGUCCUCUACUCUGACAUGGACGCCGAAGUAAACCAAAGCCCUAUUCCUAGUUACUACCCCAGAAAGCGAGAGGCUAUAUCGCCCAUCAUCAAAGCUCAGUCAUCAGUCCAACCAGCACAUUCAAGCCUCCCUAUUCCCCAACAUUCUGCCAAUGCAUCUCAUCUCGACCCGGCUUCGGUUUCAACGACCCAAACCAGCUCUCUGCUCAAGUCCAAAACUUUGUCAGAGCAAAUUGAUUGCAGACGUGCUGGGGAGUUCCAGCCAAUGCUCCCAACUCCACGUACCAUCAGCAGGACAUUUUCAGAGUUAUGUAGGGAUGCCAAGAUGUCUUUGGACCCUCUCAAAGCAGUCCAGUCCAGUCCUCGAAGAGAGACGCUGCUUUAAUCCCAGACCAAGCCCAGGUUCAUCAGUAUCAUUUUUCAGGAUAUCCUUCUCCAGUGAAGGCACAUUCUGCGUUUGAGAGGAAGUACCACACAUUCAGUCGAUCAACUACUCAUCUCUUUUGACGUCCUCAAUCAUUGAACGGACAACCACACCCAACUGGCCUUCUAUCUCAUUCAGAAUGCAUAUAUGUAUAUAUAUAUACACACACACAAUUUGUGUUUUUACCAUCAGUUGUACAUUGACUUUAGACUUCCUGUUAUAUACAUUAUAUAAAUACACAUUUAUAUGUAUCCUAGCCUUUUAAUGUUUUAUUAUUCUGUGAGGAACACCAAGUAUCUAAUAUUUGAUGUUUUAUUCUUUUAAACGUUAUACUGUACUAAUACUGAAAAAGUGCAAUAUUUUAUGUAAUAAUGCACUACAGUCUACAUUUUAAUUUUCAAAUAUUCUGUCCCUAUUAUCUUGUGUAUAAUUUCCAGAAACAAGUCUUGUGUACUUAUUUAUUUUUGUGAAAUACAUUUUGUUAUUAAUCUAUAUUAAAUAUAUACAAAUGUC